CGAUGGGUUCCCGGCGGAGACCUCUGGGCCGCUCCUACUCGGGCAACGGGUCUUCCUUGGGCUACUGCCCCGGGCCCGGCAGCGACGGCGAGGAUAACGGGCCCCUGGUGGAGUACCGGCCGGAUAGGCGCAACUACCUGCUUAGCGUGCGCCCCGCCAACAGGGGUACCUUCUGUGCAAUCAUUGCUCAGCUGACCGAAGAGACCCAGCCCGUCUUUGAAACAACUCUCAAAUCCUACGCCGUCUCGAAGGACGCCGAUGCCAAAUUCACGUGCAUUGUGAUAGGAUAUCCACCGCCAGAGGUGACCUGGUACAGAGAUAACGAAGAGAUGGAUCGAUACUGUGGAUUGCCGAAAUAUGAGAUUUUGCGACAUGGGAACCGACACACCCUGCAGUUAUACAAGUGUCAAGAGGAGGACGCAGCUAUUUACCAGGCCUCAGCAAGAAACAACAAGGGCAUUGUGUCCUGUUCUGGGGUUCUGGAGGUUGGAACCAUGACGGAGUACAAAAUCCACCAACGGUGGUUUGCCAAGCUCAAGAGGAAUGCCGAAGCCAAGCUGUAUGAGAUAGAGCAGAGCAGGAAGCUAGGGAAGGAGAACGUGGAGAUGGAACAGCUGAGACGAGUCAGUCCAGACAGGUUCCAGAGGAAGCGACGGUUGACCGGAGAGGUGGGCAUGCGUUCGGGGACCUCCCUCUGGGACAAGGAGGAAGUGGCCAAGGUGCGGAUCCCAGACGGGAAGGCCUGUUUUGGUGAAGAUGAGAAUGCCAAGAACAGAGAGGCCUCUCUGACUGCCCCCACCCUGUUCCCCAAUGACUUCUUAGCAGGACAUCUGGAAACAGAAGUGGCCACCGCCAAUGGGGACUCUUCCCUGGAAAGCGGGGAGGAAAAUGGAGAAAGGGAUGACCAUGGUUUUCUUCAAUAUAUUUACGAAACGGUGGGAAUUGUGACCAAGGAGUUUUCAGCGAAGAAGAAGAAGAAAGAGGAAGAUAAGGCAGCUCCAUCAAAUGCGAGCCAAGAGGACUCCCAACUAGAGGAUGGCAUGCAACCAAGGAGAAAGGUCUCCAUGCAGAAGGAGGCUGGGCCUGCUAUCCCGUCCCCAAAAGUUGCAUCUCCUAUAGUCAACGGAAGACCAGUGGAAACCCAACCCCAAGAGAACUGCCUGCUGCAUUCCCCCGCUUCCAAACCCGAGGUGCAUUUUUCGUUGAAAGAGAUGUAUUAUGAGGCUGGAGCAAAGCCUAAAGCAGAGAAGAAGGUGCUAGAAAGUAAGGCAAGAGCUAUGGAAAAGGCCCUUCCCACUAGAGACUUUUCCAACACGGAAGACACUCUUCCAACAACUGUUCAAGCUUUGAGAAGGGCCAAGGCAGAAGAAGAAAGAAAUGAAACCCAAGCCAGGCAGAAAUCUAAGGGCAUGGAGAUAAAGCAGGGUGAAACGGAAGCCCCUGGGACUGACCGGGAAUCGAACCCCCAGCAAUUCCAGCAUCCCAGCCAGGCAGUGGAGCCCACCGCAGAGGUCCUGAUAGGACAUCAAGUGGAAUGUCCAAGCAGCAGUGCCCCAAAAAGCGAUGUUUUGCAGCCUGGCCAAGCUGGUCCACCAAGAAUUGGAAGUCCACCUCUCUUUGCAGGAGGGGAAGUCCUUCUCAUCCGUGAAACGGACUUGCUGGACUCUGAAGCCCAGCCAGAGUUGCAGCUCCCAGAGGCUGGACCUGUGGAUUUGACCCUGCCUUUGCAGGGAGCAAGGCUAGCCCUUACCCCAGUAGCCUGGGAGGAGAAACCGUUGCCUGAUCCAGGGCCUUCUGAGGCUCUAAAUUCCAAGUUUAGGGAGGAAGCAAAAGAGAAAACCACUUGCUUUUCAAUAAGGAAAGAUAUCCUGGAAGAUUCAGGAAUAAAAUGGUCAGAGGAGAAAUCUGGUUCCAGCCCAGAGAUCCAGGACUCAAAUAUGGGAAAGCAACACCUGGAAGAGCACCAGCCAGCAAUUUUCCAGAAUCGUCCGGUGACUUCUCAAAAUACCCCAGGCAUUUCUUCUAGUGUCCCAUUACCAAAUGGGAUGGACAAUCGGGUUCAGAAGGAAGAUGCAGAGAAGUAUUGUCCAGGUUGGGGCCAGGAUGAAACCCAAUGUGGACUACCUUCUAAUCGUGAGAGUAAGCAGCCAAUUACUCCCGCAUUAACAGCCCAAGAAACCCGUUUUCAGGGUAGAUCCAAGGAUGAGUUGGACCAAGUUGCUCCUUGGACCAAAGGCACGAGAGGAGAAGAGCAAGAAGAAGCCCCUAAGUUAUUGAGAGAGAAUACACCCACCCCCCAAAUGCAUUUAGUUCCGGAGAGGAAGAGGUCAUCUGAAGCAAUAGAAAGAUCACGACCGAUCUCAGAAGUUGCCACCACCACCCCAGGUCUUUCUCAAGUUGUUUCAGAGAGUCCUCCUCCAGCUUCAACAGUGACGAGCGCUCCCGUGCUUCACGAUUCCCAAGAAAAAACUCUGCUUUGUCCAGUCAAAGAAGACCUUCUUGAGAGGAACCAAUCCGUAGCCCACUUGCUAAAAGAUAUUAAGAGAGAAACAGAAACUCAGCCACCUGGGACAAUGGUGGCUUCAGAAGAACCAGACCGGCAAGUCACCAGGACUGAAACCAAAGAGGUCUGUGUGCAGAAAGAAUUCCUGGUUCCUCCAAGGAGUAAAAAAGAGAAGCAAGAGUCUAAAAUGUACACCAAGAAGACAGAGGUUAGAGAUAAGGAAAAGGACACAAUAGCUUCUGAUAUUCUUUCAAGAGAGAAUUCUCGUCCUCCUGAGGCGGUAGUGGAGGAGAAUCUAUCCCUGGAGAAAGACCAGAAUACCGACCUUGUUUCUUCUUUGAAAAAUUAUUUGCUGUUGCUCUUGAAGAUCACCUCCGAGUCAGACAAAAGCAAAGCCAGAAGCCCCAAGCCAGAAGCCAAGAUGAUGGAGGAGAAGACUCCACUAAGUGCUAUUCCAAAACACCUGCCAGAUGUGGGCAUUGCGGGAUUAACUCCCCGGACUUCCAGGAAGAUCUUCGAACAGGUGGAGACCGAUCAACUUUUCCAGAGUGCUGAGAACUUGCAGUUGACGCCUAGAACUUCUCGGAAACUCACAGGGAUGAUCAACCAAGAACUGCUUGCUUGUCAGAAGAACCUCAACAUUGAACCGGAGACGCCUCCUUUGCCCUGUGUUCCCUCCAUUGUGGUCGGCGGCAUUGGCGGUGAACCAGCAGGUCUCCCCCACCUUCCCUCUUCUGAGAUUGUUAGUGACACCCCAACAGCCCUGCCAAGUGCCACACCUGAGGAGCUGGCAUCUGGCGCCCGUCGGAAGAUCUUUCUACCCAAAACCAAGCCAACGGAGGAGAUGGAAGAAGGGGUCCCGGAGAGUCAGCUGUGGCCUAAAAGGGACAGUCCCAGUGUGUCUCCACAGCAGGGCCGAAAGAGCCAGGCUCUCUUGCAGACCUCGGCCCCGGGUUCUCCUGCGGAGAAGCGCUCUCCAAGCUUGGCCAGGAAGAUGGCAACACUGGAGGUUCCCAAGAUGUAUCAGGAGACGGCGGGAGAAAGCCAAAAGGAGGAGGACAGCUCCCCGUUGGUGCCAGAGGGUGUAGAAGAAAGUGUGCCCAAGGUGGGAGAAUCUAGGAAAACCAACGAUCCAUUUAAAGCGCCACAAGUGGUUCGCAAGAUCCGAGGGGAACAGUUCUCUGAUGCCUCCGGGAAUUUGAAGCUAUGGUGUCAGUUCUUCAAUAUCUUGAGUGACUCUAAGCUUACCUGGUACAAGGAUGAGGUGCCCAUGGCAGAAGUCAAAAGAAGCUCCGGAGACGAAGGACAGGCAGCUCUGGCCAUCGUGCAGAUGUCCCUGAAGGAUUGUGGGGUGUAUCAGUGUACCAUCCAGAAUGAAUAUGGGACUGACAGUACUGAUUUCCUGCUAAGCUCUGAAGUGCUGUCUGGAUUUAUUGCCAAAGAAGAAAUAGAAGCUGGAGAGGAGAUUGAGAUGACCCCCAUGGUGUUUGCCAAAGGUCUAGCUGACUCUGGCUUCUGGGGGGAUAAGCUCUUUGGUCGGAUCAUGGUGGAGGACCUGGAGGUUGGACAAGGAUUUCUACGCAAGGCUUGCCGGGCCCGGGCCAUAUAUGGCCUUGAGCCGGUCUUUGAGUCUGGGCACACUGGCAUUAUCAAGGUCCACAACCUCAUUGCAUUUGGUGGACGCAGCGAGAACACGUUGGUGGAGAGGAAUUAUGAUAUCACCAUUCAGGAGUGUAAAAUCCAGAAUUCCAGUCGGGAAUACUGCAAGAUCUUUGCCGCGGAGACAAGAGUCAUUGCUGACUUUGGAUCAGUACCUGAGAUAAUCCCACUUUACCUCAUCUAUCGCCCAGCCAACAAUAUUCCUUAUGCAACCAUGGAGGAAGACUUGCCUGGCUCGUUUCAGUGCUACUGUGGACGAGAAGGAGGUGGCAACCGGUUGGCUCCACCCAACCUCUCUGAGAUUGGCCAAAAAUGCUCCGCUUUCCAGCACUGGCUUUACCAGUGGACAAAUGGCAAUAUCUUGGUGACAGACUUGGAAGGGGUUGGAUGGAAAGUCACCAAUGUGAAGAUUGCUACCAAAACCAAGGGGUACCAAGGCCUGAAGGAGAGCUGUUACCCCAACCUCCUCAAUCACUUCGUGACCUCCCAUCAAUGCAACCGUUACUGUGAGCUCCUUGCUCUCAAGAGCCUUGAGGUUCCUCAACCACCCCCGAGAAGCAAAGGUUCCCGGAGCCCCAACGUGGGCAGGAAAUCCUCGUCAGCCCAAUCCAGCCCUCAGCUCCAGAAGAAAGGCCUCUCUAGUCCCCAGGCUUCCAGAAAAGGGUCUGUAAGCCCCAAGAAUGCCCGGAAAGGUCCAGAACACGUGGCGGAAUCACAAUCGACGGCAUGGCCCAAAGGAAGAGACGGCGACAAGAUAGGACAGCUGCAGUGACGGGCAGUGGGGGCCAUCAGCCCCACACCUUGUGUGUGCCUGAGGAAGGGGACGGGAUGUCUUUGUCCCCCUGUGGCUCCCCCCACUCCUUUCCAAGUGUGAGGUCUGUGUGUGGUGUUUGAUGGAAUGAGCCAUGCUCUCUGGGCAGGUUUGAAACCCCCUCAGGAACGAUGUGUGAAUGCAACCGUGUGCUCACUACCGAACCUGCGAGAGAGUCCCAUCUCCAGAGUCCCAUCACAUGAGCCUGGCCCUCUGUGGUCCUGUUUCUCCUUGGUGCUUGGGCCGCGCUUUGAAUAUUGAGCCUCUCUUUGGGUUCCCAAUAGGUUUGAAGUCCAAGAUGGGGUCUGGACGCCAGGUGGCUGGGCUGUAACACAGGACUCACGCCCUUGACUGCAAUGCCCUACCAACGACCCAACGCUUUCUGCUUUUCCCAUGACGGAGUGGGCCAACCACCACCCCAGUCAAGACUCUUGAGAAUGAACUUGGGCCCAAGGCUCUCUUCCCGCCCACGCCCAAAAGACCGCCUAGGAGAAAAGAGUUGACUUCUUCCUUCUCCUCGGCUGCUUCCUUGAUGGGACUCCAUGUGACGUGGCUGCGACGGUAUCUCCUUGCAGUGUUUGGGGACAAUUCAAGCGUCCAACAUGUCACGGGAGGACAUUUGGUCCAUCGAUUGAGGCUGCUGUGAUGAACGGAAGAUUAAACCCUUCUUGCUCGACUACCCUUCCUGUUCCAUCCACUCCUGGUGCACAUAUUUUGCACACCGAAACCUCUGGUUUCAGUUAAGGUUUUGAUCUCCCAUCAAGAGAUCAAAGAAUAAGGGACACGUUGCUGUCAGAGACUCCGGGACAUGAAUAUUCAAAGCAGAUCUGUUAUAUUUCUUACCUGUGAAUGAUCACAGAUAGCUCGCAUUCACAUCACGGGCUGAACUUGGUUACUGAACUGAUGUUUUUUUUUUUUUUUUUUUGCUGGAUUCACAUCAUACACGGACCUGUAAGUUAACCAAAGAAGCUGGAUUCACACACCAAACUCCCCCCCCCCACUUAAAGAGAAACUGGCUUAACCGGAACCAAGUUCAGCCUGUAUGAAUGCAGUUCCUAAAUUUACAGCUGACAAGGAUAUUGUAUGAACAUAGCUAUAAGUGUGCUGUCUGGGUUGCAGUCUUCCUCAGUCUAACUUCUUCUAGAUGUGUUGGGAUUAGCCAGGAUUCAAAACCUUAGGAAUUCUGGAAGUACAGAUCUGUCACUCCUUGAGGUUGUAGAGUUAGGGAAGGCCUUUUAGAU
Molecule: messenger RNA, 6214 nt
Organism: Notechis scutatus (mainland tiger snake)
Lineage: Eukaryota; Metazoa; Chordata; Lepidosauria; Squamata; Elapidae
Gene: ALPK3
Product: alpha kinase 3
Biological process (GO): protein phosphorylation; cardiac muscle cell development
Cellular component (GO): nucleus
Molecular function (GO): protein serine/threonine kinase activity; ATP binding
Source: RefSeq, a predicted model, not a curated record